Messenger RNA from Syngnathoides biaculeatus (alligator pipefish), 7891 nucleotides. It is a transcript of the gene myo9b, whose product is annotated as myosin IXb. Gene Ontology annotation, biological process: intracellular signal transduction. Gene Ontology annotation, molecular function: GTPase activator activity; microfilament motor activity; ATP binding. The record is from RefSeq and is a predicted model, not a curated record. Gene Ontology annotation, cellular component: myosin complex. NCBI's taxonomy places the organism in Eukaryota, Metazoa, Chordata, Actinopteri, Syngnathiformes, Syngnathidae. Bases 416 to 5950 code for a protein of 1844 amino acids. The transcript is spliced from 41 exons.
GAGCGGUUUUCCUCUUGGGGAUGUGGCGGUGGUGGAGGGUGGGGGUGAAAAUGUAGGAAGUAACUUUUCAACUUUCCUCUGACGACGAUCAACAGCAGGAGAAGUCGUCACACGAAUCGUCCAAACUUCUCCCGAUACACUUCCCGUUUCUUUUUUUUAAAAGGAACGCUAUCGACGCCGAAGUGCUCCCAAGUUGGUCCGCGUCAUUUAUAACUGAAUGAAAGUGUUUCUUUCGGUAUACCUUCGCAAGGGAGCGCAGGUGAAAAGAAAUUUCAUCUUUUUUCUUCCCACCUGUCGUGCCGUUGGAUUUUUUUUAAACGUGUUUAUAUAUAUCAACAAUAUAUUGAAUUCCGCCAACCUCCAUUGACAGAAGUGCUCAUUUUCCGAGAUGAAAUGAGUGUUUUAUUCUUAAAGGAUGAGCACUUCCAAUGGAGACGCCCGUGUCGUGCAGAUCUACCAGAGACUGUCUAAGGAUGCGGCCCCCCACUGCCCGCUGGAAGUGGGCCCAGAGGACACGGCCGGGGCGGUGGUUUCCAACGCUGUGGUCACUCUGGGGCUAGACACCACUCGCCGGUACAGCCUGCUGGAGGUGAGGACGAGCAGGAGCGAGGAGCGGCGGCUGAGAGUCGACGACUCACCCCUCGAGAGGGUCCUGCUGUGGCCCCCGGAGGCCCAGAAGUGGCACCCGCUGAGCCUCGGUUACUACUUUGUCCUGGAGGAGGCUGAGCAGAAACCCGCGGAGGAAUAUGACGAUCUUUGCUGCCUCCCCGCCGUGACCGAGGAUACAGUCGUGGAGGCUUUACGGCGGCGUUUCCUCAAGCGCAAAAUCUACACGUACGCUGGCAACGUUCUCAUUGCGCUCAACCCGAACAAAUUCCUCCCGGCGUACUACAACCCGAAGUACGUCAAGAUGUACGAGAACCAGCCGCUCGGCAAGCUCAGCCCGCACAUCUUCGCCGUGGCUGACAUGGCCUACAGGACAAUGCUGAACCGCAAAGUGGACCAGUGCAUGGUGAUCUCCGGCGAGAGUGGAUCAGGCAAGACGGAGAGCAGCAGCUACCUGGUCCACUGUCUGACGGCGCUCAGCCAGCAGACGUAUUGCAGCGGCAUGGAGCGCAUCAUCCUCGGGUCCAGUCCGGUGCUCCAGGCUUUUGGCAACGCAAAGACUAUCGCGAAUGAUAACUCCAGUCGCUUUGGAAAGUUCAUGCAGCUCAACUACCUGGAGAGCGGCGUUAUCCGAGGGGCUGUUAUCAAGAAGUACCUCCUCGAAAAGUGCCGACUGGUUCACAGAGAUAAGAGAGAGCGGAACUACCACGUCUUUUAUUACCUGCUGGCGGGAGCAUCCAAAGAAGAGCGUGAAGAGUUUAGUCUCUUAGCGCCUCAGGAUUAUCUCUACCUCAAGCAGGAAGACCUUUGCUUAGAUGAUGAGGAGAAGCUCGUGCAGGGGUACAAAAGACUCCAUCAAGCCAUGGAUAUGGUUGGCUUCCUGCCUUCCACCAAAAAACACAUAUUUUCCACGCUUUCUGCCAUCUUGCUUUUGGGCAACGUGACCUUUACCCUGCCAGAAAACAACAAAGCUGUGGAGGCGGGGCCGGCUGAAAUUUUGUCCACCUUGUCAGACCUCCUCAAGGUCAGAAAGGAGCUGCUGGUGAAGACCUUGACUGAGAGGAGAGUUUCAAGCGACAAUGACACGGUGUAUUCACAGUACACCCUGCAGGAGGCCCUGGCGGUACGGGACUCCAUGGCCAAGUGUUUGUACGGCGCUCUGUUCGACUGGAUUAUCCUUCACAUCAACCAUGCAAUGCUGAACAGGCGGGACAUGGAGGAAUCAGUUUCUUGCUUGUCCAUCGGGGUCCUGGAUCUUUUUGGCCUGGAAAACUUGCACACAAACCAUUUUGAGCAGCUGUGCAUCAACUACAGCAACGAGAAGCUUCAGUAUUACAUUAACCAGCAAAUCUUCACAUUUCAGCAAAAAGAUUACGAGGCAGAAGGCAUCAGCUGGCAAAGGUUUGAGUACAGCGACAACAGCAUGUGUAUUCAGCUUAUCAGUCAAGGCCUCUUCAACCUGUUGGAUGAGGAGAGCACCCUUCCUCAAGCAAAAGACAAAUUGCUUUUGGGCAAGUUAGUACUGCAGUUCAAGGACAACUCACUCUUUGCAGCCUCUGUUGACCGUGAGUCGUCGUUUGUCAUUCAACACUUUGCUGGCAGUGUUACGUAUUCCAUCAAGGGCUUCCUUGAGAAAAACACAGAGCAUGUGAGGCCUGAGGUCAUAUCUCUUCUCCGUGGCAGCGAGCGGGCAUUUCUGCACCAAUUGGUGGCAUCCAGUCCCGAGGCGGUCUUCCGUUGGGGUGUCCUCCGAGCCACCUUCCACAUCCUGGCAGUAUUCAAGAACCUGGGACGCAAACAUGCAGAGAAGAUGGUCGCCCAACGCCCCUCUCGAAAAUCUCUCAAAGACAUAAAACAUAGUAGCAGCCACAUGGACAGAACUUCCAGCAACAGCUGUACACUGGACUUCUCCUUCGAUCGCUCUGACGAACAUCCCCUUGACGUCUUUGAGGAUAUCUUUUCCGACUAUGAAAAGAGGAAGAAAACUAAAGCCGGUCGACGGAAGCAACUCAUUCCAAAGAAUCUCAUGACUUUGCGCUCACUCCAGCACGUUUUGGGUUUUAAGACCUGGAAAUCAGAGCGUCAGCCUGAAGCAGCGACCGUUUGCAUGCAGUUUGAGGCAGCACUCGCAAAGCUGAUGGACACUGUCAGAAAAGCUGAACCUUUCUUUAUUUUCUGCUUGCGCUCUAAUGCAGAAAAGAAAGAAAAUCACGUUGACGACAAGCUUUUGCGACACCAAAUCCGCUACACCGGCAUCCUACACGUGGUUCAUGCGCUGAAGUCUGGCUACAAUGCCAAAUAUACUUUUCAGGAAUUUGUUAAAAAAUUCCAAAUAUUACUUCCAAAGGAGGCAACAGAGUACACUGAACAGAUAACUAAGUUAUUCACAAGGCUGGGGUUGGAUCAAACGGCCUACCAAAUAGGAAAAACCAAGGUAUUCCUUAAAGAAAAGGAGAGACAGUUGCUGCAGGACACACUCAACAAGGAAGUGAUGCGUCACAUCGUCGUUCUCCAGCGCUGGUUCCGCGCGUGUCUGAUAAGAAUGCACUUCCUGCAGAAGAGAGAUGCCUCGCUCAUCAUACAGAGGAAUUGGCGUGAGUUUCAGGAGAACCGAAACAGGGCGGCCUCGGUCAUCCAGACUGCAUGGCAGGCUUCACUCAAGAAGCCGGAGGAGGAGCUCAAGAUGAGCACGGAAGGGAUGUCAACCGGAAGUCGACCCUCACGAGCCAGCUCGUCAAGAAAAGGCAUACGUCGACAACACAAAGUGGAGCUGAGCCCCAACAGGACCGAGCAGGGCGACGCUGACAACGGUCAGUCCCCUGCAAGCAAGGAAAGGCGAGGAGGCCGCGGUUCUCCCCCGCCCCUCACCCGGCCCCUGUCACUGCCUUUGGACCCCAAAGUUGGUAGCGAUGAUGGGGACGGCGCCGGUGAGUCCCAGAAGAGCAGUUCCCUCCAGCGCUACAAAGACACGGGAAAUUUUAAGGAGAAGGCCGAGAGGUGGCGGGAAAAAAUAAGUGAUGAGUCGAGUCCGGAGGUGAACAGGCGCCAACUUAAACGCAGAGAUGACUUUCAGCACAAGGGCAAGUCCAUGUCUGCCGAUGAACUGUCCAAGAUCAGCUCGUCCGGUUCUGACAGCUCACCGUCUGCUAGCGAGGUCAGGGUGCGCCUGCGCAAAAAUCCCAAGCGCAAGCGGCGUUUAGCCUACGCCCGCAGCGGCUUGAUGAUUAACUUUGGCGGCUCCAAGGAGAGCGAAUACUGGAGCUUUCCGCUUCCCCCUUUGAGUCCCCGCGCGUCCACCUUGAAGAGUUCAGCCAGUAGCGCGGAUGUCCGCGGCCUCAAAUCUCUGGUCAAGAGACGAACUGAGCCAGACGGGUCCAGGUACAGCCUUCCUGUCACGAAUUCCAACGAGGAUUCCGUACAACACCGAUCCAACCAGUCGCCGCUCACUACCCCUGAGAAAAUUUGGCGCCUUGGUAGAUUCCUUCGCAAGCGGCCACCUAAAAUACCCACCAACAUUGACGUUCCCUCGCAAGAAAAAUCUAUGACCCUCGCCAGCUACAAGCCUGACCCCUACAAGAUGCCCGAGCAGAACUCCGGGCGGCCAGCGCGCAACCCCACCAUCAAAAUCAGUCGGGCCACGCGAGCCCCGCAGUGGAACUGCUCAUUGGACCGCGAGAUCCAAGACCCCAAAGAGCUGCGCAACCUGGACGAGUUUCUCGGCAACCAAAUGAAUGACUUGCGGCUACGGAUCAAAGAGCUGUCACCAACAGAAAAUAUCUUCCUCAUGGCCACCAUGCAGUUCAGAGAGACCAUUAAAGGCAUGUUCUCUGUCCAGAAGCCUCAGAUCGGCUACAAAGAUCUGAUGAAAGGCUACCAAAACAAAGUCAGUUCUCUGGCCGGCCCCAAGAAUAAGAACGAGGUGUCGCUGGUGGUCAACUUGUUCCAGUCGAUGGUGGACGGCUUCAUCAGGGGCGAGCUCAAGAGGAUGGACUCCGAGCCGGACAAGGCCACCAAGACUACAAAGAAGAGAAGAAAAAAGCACAAAUGUCCUGAUAGUCCACUCGAUCACCGCUUCAGCACCUACCAAGUGACCAUCAUGCAGUCAUGUGACCUGUGCGGCUCCUACAUCUGGGCAAUGGAGAAAGCCUACGUGUGCAGCGCCUGCAAGUUAAUAUGCCACAAAAAAUGCCUGAGCAAAAUCAUCACCGACUGCUCAACACGCUGCGCUCGGCAGGAUGACUGUGUUCCCGGCGCCCUUCACUUUGGGGUGCAGGUGUGCGUUCUGACCAGCAAGACCAAUCCCGUGCCCAAAGUGGUGGAGCUGCUGCUGAUGUACGUGGAGAUGAACGGCCUCUACACGGAGGGAAUCUACCGCAAGUCGGGGUCCGCCUGCCGCGCCCGGGAGCUCCAUCAAAUCAUGGAGAUGGACCCCGAGGCAGCCAAUCUGGACAACUACCCCAUCCAUACCAUCACAGGCCUUGUGAAACGGUGGCUGCGAGAGCUGCCUGACCCGCUCAUGACUUUUUCACUCUACAGCGACUUCUUGCACGCCGUGGAAUUCCCAGAGCGGGCUGAGAGAAUACGUGCCGUUUACCAAAAAGUGGAUGAACUUCCCCUCUCCAAUUACAAAACAUUAGAGCGGCUCAUCUUACACCUUGUCCGGGUGGCUAAGGAGCAAGAUUCCAACAAGAUGACACCCAGUUCCCUCGCCAUCGUCUUCGCGCCCUGCAUCCUGCGCUCGCCCGACUUCGAUGACCCCUUCCUGGGCAUGAAGGACGUAGCUAAGACGACCACGUGCGUGGAGAUCCUCAUCUCGGAGCAGUUCAGGCGCUACAAGGAGACGCUGCAGAACAUUCAACAGUUGGAGUACGCCGAGGACGUGGCUAUCAAUCAACUCAAGCUGAAGAGACAAAACACAAUUGUGGAAAAACAAUCUGAGCUGGAAAAUCCUGACCAGACUGAUUCAGAGGAGAGGACUCUCAUUGAAAGAAUCCGGUCCAUCAAGCAGGAAAAGCUGGACUUAGCCUGCACGUUACCUGAUCUGGAGCAGGAAAACUCGGACAACGACAUCCUCGACUCGUCGUCGUCCAUGAGCACCGAAAGUCUGGACGACCAUCUGGGCAGUCUGGACUCGGAAGUGACUGCAGCAAAGACAAGCGCGCACUCGCCAGUCGACUCGACGAGCAACGUCGGACCCGUUUCGGAAGACGUCGUCAAGCCCGCGUACUUCGUCGCUUCACCUAUCGCGGACGGCAACAAAGCGUUCAGCGGAAGCUUUGACAACCUGGACAUUCCUUACAUUGACGAAGAGGUGGAGGAAGAGAGAAAGGCGACGGCCAGUUAACGGCAACCUCGUCGCCGAGUGCGCUUUUUGCCUUCUAGAAUUUUCCGAUACCCGGCACUGCGAUGGAAAUAUUAAUAGAUGAUUCCACAUACUUCCCCAAAAUCUGUCACAUUUGGGAUGGACAACCUACAGCCCCGCCAGCACAUUUGAGGCGGCCACACGUGCCAUUCGGAACACAAUUCAUGCGUCAAAAGACAUUUGCUGCAGUAAUGGAUAAUGAACAUUUGCAUCGUAUUAUUUUCCCAACAAAUUUCGCAUGUCCUCAGAAGACUUCCCGACCCUUUUUGAGCGUGACGCCACUGCCGUUUUAUUGUACAUUCCACGUUUUAUCAAGAUACUAAUUAUGACCAAGUAUGAGCUACGAUUAUACGAACAAAAAAAUCUUUGUAACUGUACAAAAGUUCAUAUUGUACAUUGUAUUUCCAUCUGAUUUUUUUUCCCCCCUUUGACUGAUACAAUUUACCUAUUGUUGCUUUUCAGACUGAUAUUUUCUUGUUUCAAUUUUUCUUCCACAUGUGCACGCUUGCCUAUUUUCUAUAAAUAGCAUCCAUGGCAAGCUAAUUACUUUUGAUCUGAUUAUUGUAAUAAACUGGCCACUUGCAUCGUACUAGAGGACCAUAUUUUCCGCACUAUAAAGCGCACCUUCAAUGACGGGCUUAUUUUAAAACUUUGUUCACCACAUUAUAAGGCGCAUAGAAUAGACAGUACAGUUAGAGGCUGGGGUUACGUUAUGUAGCCAUUAGAUGGGCUGCGCUAAAGGCUCAAUGUUGAUCCAUAUAUAAGCCGCACCUGAUUAUAAGGCGCACUGUCGCUUUUGAGAAAAUUAAAGGCUCUUAGAUGCGCCUUACAGUGCAGAAAAUACGGUAGUUAAAAUGAACAUUAACACUUAAUUGACAUACCUAAAAAGCAAUUUAUCACUAAAUGAUUCAAAUUUCUCUUGUGAAAACCCAUCAAUGGUACACAGGUUAAGAUAAAACUAUCAGAAAUCCUAUCCCAAAAAUUACAGAUUUGAAAAAACAGGCGAAACACAUAUGUUAGGACAGGACAACGGUAAAUCCUGUAAAGGUUGCAGCUGUUUGAGCAUUGUAAAUCUAAACGUUUGCACAGAUUAAAAUAAAUCAUGUCAAGGUUGCAAGUGUUUAGAUAAGACAACUGUCAACUCUAUAAAAGUUGCAGACAAAAUUUGCUCUGUAUUGUUGACCCCAAGUAUUUGAAGUCAUCCACCCUCGCCAUCGCUUCUCCGUGGAGCUUCACUCCUCCUCCUCCCCUCACAUUCACGCACAUAUAUUCCGUUUUACUUCGGCUAAUCGUCAUUCCUUUCCAGUGCGAGCCUCCAUUUUUCUAAUUGUUCCUCUCCCUCCUCCCCUGCUUUCACUGCAGAUCACAAUAACAUCGUAGUCCAAGCGGAUUCCAGUCUAACCUAAUCUGUCAGCCUAUCUAUUACUACCGCAAACAAGAAGGGGGCUCAUUGCGGAUCCCUGAGGCAGUCCCACCUGUUUGGUGCCGUAUUAGAAGGUUCAUUUGUUCAGCCUUGGCCCGCGGCUUUGUUCGAUUUAAAAUUUUGGCCCUCUGUGAAAUUGAGUUUGACACCCCUGCCGUAGAAGCUUCACAAGCGGACAUAAAUCGCAUAAAAACGUAUGCACGUUAAAAUAAUACUAUGCCAUGCAAUUUGGGAUAGGUCAAAAUAAGGCUAAUGUAAAUCCCAUAAAAAUUACAUGGGUUACAUGACACUACUGUCAACAUCUGUUUCUGCAACAAUCUUUAGUGGACGGGCCCAAUGACGAUGUGUCUCAAAAAGAUCUGCUGCUUUACGUGUAAAAAGUAAAAGAAAUAAAUCGGGCUCAGGCUCUUUUCUUUGGAACAGAUUUAUCAGACUUGUAAAUUAUAAUUUAAACCAGGGGUCUCCAAUUUAACUUGGGGCCCCUGGGGGUGGUGUCUACC